AUGGGCGGGACGUUCGACGAAGCGCGCACGCGCGCGGUCGCGCGCGAGCUCCUCCUGGAGGUUGAUCUCGAGCGGGCGACCGAACGGGCGGUGCGGGACGAGGUGCGCGAGCGAUUGCGCGCGAGGGCGAGCGAGGCGGGGGAGACGACGCUGGAUGUGGAUGCGAAUGUGAUUUCCGACGAGAUCGAUCAGUUUCUCUCGCAGUCGACGCCGGUGAAGCGAGCGCGAGAACGGGGUGACGACGAUGGAGAUGAUGUCGGUGGGUACGUCGCGGCGGUGGAGGCGGUGGAGGCGAAGCGGGCGAAGAUGACGGAGGACGACGCGACGCCUCCGUCGCCGGCGGUCGCCGAGAGCCGAGUGUUGGCGGCGUUGCGGGCGCUGGGUGAGGACGGUGGGUGCGCGAAGACGAUCGCGGAGUUCUUGAAGCGUGAUAAGGGGGCGGUGAAUAAGAUUUUGUACGCGGCGAAGGGGAGAGGAUUGGCGAGGUGCGCGGAGAGCGAGCGCGGGGCGCCGCGGUGGUUCAUCGCUGACGGCUGCGACGGGGGAGAGAGCACGGUUCCGGCGAGGGCGGCGACGAGCUCGAUGACGCCGCAGACGUCGGCGAAGACGAAUGAGUUGGCGACGAGUCCGAGGUCGGACGCGGUGGAGAACGAGGUAGUGGCGUUAUCGGCGACGAAGCGCGUAACGGUGCGAAAGUGGAACAACGCGACGCUCGUUGACUUUCGUGAGUACUACCAAAAGGGGGGCGAAGGGCCGUAUUUUCCGGGAAAGAAAGGCAUCUCGCUCUCAUUGCCGCAAUGGAAGGUGCUUCGCGAGAACAUUGAUAAGAUUGAACCGGCGAUCGAGACAUGCGACGGCUCGGGAGCGGAGGUGUUGGUUUGCGAAAUGUCAAAAAUGCGUCGAUGCUCGGUGAGCAAGUACAAGGGAGCGGUUUUGCUCAACAUUCGCGAGUACUAUGAGAAGAACGGUCAGAUCCUUCCCGGUUUUAAGGGAACGGCGUUGUCGAAGGACGCCGCGAUGCGUCUCGUCGUGACGGCGGCGAAAAUCGACGAGCGUCUCGCUAGUCUCGUGUAG
Molecule: messenger RNA, 1074 nt
Organism: Ostreococcus tauri
Lineage: Eukaryota; Viridiplantae; Chlorophyta; Mamiellophyceae; Mamiellales; Bathycoccaceae
Product: Transcriptional coactivator p15 (PC4)
Exons: 1
Coding region: 1-1074 (357 amino acids)
Biological process (GO): positive regulation of transcription initiation by RNA polymerase II
Cellular component (GO): transcription regulator complex; nucleus
Molecular function (GO): DNA binding; transcription coactivator activity; double-stranded RNA adenosine deaminase activity
Source: RefSeq, a predicted model, not a curated record